This is a messenger RNA of Camellia sinensis, 1271 nucleotides long. The record is from RefSeq and is a predicted model, not a curated record. Lineage: Eukaryota; Viridiplantae; Streptophyta; Magnoliopsida; Ericales; Theaceae.
AAUAAUGGAAAAUGAUUUGGUGUUUGUUUGAUCACCUGAUCUUGAGCCCCAAUUGAAUAUUUGUCAUAUGUUUAAGUAACAGUUGAGCACUUAAUUAGUGUAAGAAUGCAAUUUAUUUUAAACCUAGUUUUGGUUAUUAUGUAAUUUGCAAUGCUGUGGCUAAUGGAUCACCCACAAUUUUUGUCAAAUGAGCUCUACAUUUCUGGCGAUUCCUAUUCUGGUUUGAUUGUGCCUAUCAUUGUUCAGAAAAUAUAUGUAGGCAACUUGGAAGUUGGAGUUGAGCCCCUAAUUAAGCUCAAAGGAUACAUACUUGGGAACCCACUAACACAUGAGCAUGAUGAUCCAUAUUCCAGAGUUGAAUUUGCUCACCGACUUGCACUUAUAUCGGAUGGACUUUAUGAGUCAACAAAAACAAACUGUCACGGUGAGUAUUUGGAUGUAGAUCCCAACAAUGCACCAUGUAUAAAGGGUCUUCAACUUGUCACAAAUUGCCUUUACAACAUAGACCUUGCAAAUAUUCUGGAACCUAAUUGUGAAUUUUCUUCCCCACAUUCAACUAAACUAAAAUAUUGGGAUAGAAGUUUGAUUGAAGAGAAUCUUUGCAUUUCCUCCUUCCACCAUCACAUGACAGGAAACUAUGGUGCCGAAUGUAUAAUUAUGUGCUCUCUGACAUUUGGGCAAAUGAUGAAAGGGUUCAAAAGGCUCUUCACAUCCGAAAGGGAUCAAUAGAGAAAUGGGUAAGAUGUAAUAAGACAUUGUCCUACAAUGAAGAUCUCUUAACAAGCAUCGAAUAUCACCGAAAUCUCAGCCAUACAGAUCUCCGAUCUCUAAUUUACAGUGGUGAUCAUGACAUGGCAAUUCCAUAUGUGGGUACACAAAAAUGGAUAGAUUCUCUAGCUUUACCUGUUGACGAGGAUUGGAGACCAUGGUUUGUUGAUGGUCAUGUUGGCGGGUACACAAUGAAGUAUGUAGAGAAAGGAUUUCAUCUGACAUUUGCAACUGUGAAGGGAGUAGGUCACACAACUCCAGAGUAUAAGCCUAAAGAAUGUCUUCCUAUGCUUCAAAGGUGGCUUGCUUAUUACAAUCUUUGAUAUUAACACUCUCAGCAUCUUCAAUCCAAUUCCAUGUUAUCUUAUAUUCAAUUAAACUAGAGUUCCCAUUAGAUAUCCUUUCUGUAUUUGUAAUAAAGAGGGUAGCAUAGGAAAUAAACUUAUUUGACUGUUUGGUUAGCUGAAUAAUUAAGCUGCUUCCAUUUUCGUUGGCAGCUUUUA